UGUGACACCAGUUCACCUGGGGGGAGACACCAGUUCACCCUGUGAGACACCAGUUCACCUGGUGGUUGUUAACCGGUAAUACAUGAGCGAAUACAUUUCGUUUCUCCGGUGACGCUGAAAACGAAACUGAACCGUUGAGCCUCAUUUUUCGGUCUCGUCACCCUGAGGGUUGUCAGCUGUUCUCGUAAACAUUCGACCCGAGGAGCUGAUAAGAGAUGUCUAGAGGAAGUUUUCCCUGCGACGGCUUCAUGGGGCCAUAUUUUUCGAGGAAUUACUUUUCAACAGGCUGGGGAGGUCAGGAGAACUACAGGGUGUCCCCAGACCGUCGCUCCUCAGGCUCGAGAGGUCCGGAGAACUACUUGAUGUCCCCAGAACGUCGUUCCUCAUGGUGGAGAGGUCUGGAGAACUAUGGGCUGACCUGCUGCGUCAACGCUCUGCUCCAGUCCUUCAUCGCCACGCCGGAGCUAAAGUUCCUGCUCGACAGGUGGGAUUCGUCGUCUGUGCGUGAGGAUGCCCUGGAUAACGUGCCAGUCCAUCUGAAGGGGGUCCUGGGGGCCAUCAGAGACCCAUCCUGCCGGGCCCCCCACAAGGACUUCCUCCGAUGUCUGGACCGACAACACAUCCAAUUGAACGUACAGCAUGAUGCAGACGAGGUCUUCCUGGCGGUCCUGAACUUCAUCCAGCAGCAGAUGGAUGACAAAGCCUUGGCCCUGGAGAUCCAGAGUCUGUACCGGCUGUCUGUGGAGCUCCACCACCAGUGUGUGGAGUGCUCCUCCAACCAGUUCCUGCCCGGCUCCAGCUACCUGCUCAGUCUGCCGCUGCACAUAAGACAUCAGAACAACACUCUGAAAGACUGCCUGGCGUCCUUCUUUGAGCUACAGGAGUUGAGUGGCAUCGACAACUGCUUCUGCGACCAGUGCAAAACCCGGACCCCCUUUAAACACGGACACAGGAUCCUCUCCCUGCCCACCAUUUUGUGCGUGCAGCUGCAGAGGUUUCGUUACUCUGACUCCGGCUGGUUGCAGAAACUUGACUGCUCUGUGGAAUUCCAAGAGUCUUUGGAUUUCCAGGACAUUUGCAGCCAAGAUGUGUUUUCAAAGGACUUCCAAAAGAAUGAGAGCACAAAGUACAGCUUGUUCGCGGUGAUCGUCCACUCCGGGUCUGCGAUGUUCGGACACUACACCGCCUUCGUCCGGUCGACAACAGGCUCUAGCUGGUUCUACGCAGACGACAACCAUGUUGGACCCGUUUCCUGGGAGGCUGUGAAGGAGACGUACGGCGGUCACAGCAGCAGGACAGCCUACAUGCUGCUGUACCGGAGAGAGCCCACCCAGACCCAGGGAGGGGGAGAGGGGGAGGAACAAGAAGGAGAGAGACAAGACGGAGAGAGACAAGAAGGGGAGAGACAAGAAGGGGAGAGACAAGAAGGGGAGGUACAAGAAGGGGAGGAACUAGAUGGAGAAAAACAAGAAGGGGAACCAGAAAGGGAGAAACCAGAAGGAGAGAGACGGGAAGGGGAGAAACCAGAAGAGGAUAAACUAGAAGGAGAGAAACAAGAAGGGGAGAAACAAGAAGGAGAUGAAGUAGAAAGGGUGACAUUUGAAUCGAAGAAACUAGAAGGGGUGAAACAAGGAGGAGAGAAACUAGAAAGGGAGACACAAGAAGGGGAGAUACUAGAAGGGGAGAAACAAGUAGGGGAGAAACCAGAUGGAGAGAAACAAGAUGGAGUGCCCCAGUUAUCAGGCUGAAGGGGCGAUUAUUUGUUUAUCAACACGGCGGAUGCGCGUGCAGAAAGAUGGCAAAAAUAAUAUUGGUUUGACCGGUUGCCAUGGUUAUCUCUGUGUGGUUAAUUUGCAGUGCUGGUGUUAAUCAGCGAUUUUUUCAGCUUACGGUUAAAUUAAACUGUAAUCAGAAAAUGGGGUUAUAUGCUAUAGACCCUAUAGUAUCUGUGGUAUAAAGGCUGGGACAAAUUAUAAAUAUGAAUUAUAAAUGUGUACACUUUAUGUUGAAAGUAUAGACCGUCGCAAUUCCCAUUAAAACGAAUGGCAUGGUUAUUAAUCAGUCUUAUUAAAAGGGUUUGUGCAACCAACCGCACAACAAGACAUGAUUGCGGCUCUUGUCGCUCUCGUCUCUUUCUGCCAAUGCGCGUAGAACGGGGAGUGACGUAGAGUGAUAAUCCCCCUAUUAAAAAGAACAAAGUCCCUGUGCACAGUAUUUUGAUCCUAAGGUGCUGGUGAUGUGCAGUCAACAAUAUUAUAUCAAGUCAAAGAAGUGUAAAAUCACCGUACACUGGUAUAAGCUGAUAAGCAGAUUUAUUUUGUGAACGACGCGUUUCGCUGUUGCUUCAUCAGGUUCACUCUUCAAAUUCAUGACACGACAGGUGAUUUGAUGAUUUACAGGGUCACAUGACCUCACCAAUUAGUGCGAGACACCACCAAAUCAACACUCCAAGCUCACAUACAAUACAGUCCAAGGGGCACACAUCACAAAUAAAAAUGUUCACAUAUUAUGCAUCCAAGGUUCACGUAUCAAUAACAAUGUUCAAAUUAAAGCAUAUACGUUUAAGCUUUCACAAGGAUAGGCAACACUUAAAUAUCAGGCUCACAUAUCAUAAAUAACAAUGUGCAAAUGUUGAUGCUCAAACACCAGAAGAUUUAAACUUUCACAAAAAUGUAACUAAAAUCCUGUAAUUCAUUGAGGCCAUUGGGUUCCACUGUGUUUAUUUGUGUUCAUUUAUAAUAAUAAUGAUACAUUUUAUUUAUAAUGCACUUUAUAUUCAAGAAUCUCAAAGUGCUUCAGAGAAAAAAAGAACUAUUAAAAGGGGGAACCUCAAAGAAAGUUUAGCUAAAUGCUCUUUAUCCAGUAGGACUCUCUCCUUAAAAGGUGUUUAAUCAAGUUAUGGUAUCAGCCUGAUAUUUUUUUUUAUAUAUAUAUAUAUAUAUAUAUAAUUAUCAGGCUGAUACCAUCCGAGAGCAUUCAGAAUGUACUGUAACACCACCUAACAUGUUGGGGUCACAUUUAUCCAUUAUUUUACAUAAUUUAGAAUGUAUAUAGAUAUAUAUAGAUUAUAUAGAUUUAUACAACGGGGGGCCUGAAUCCAGCGAUCUGA
Molecule: messenger RNA, 3109 nt
Organism: Gadus chalcogrammus (walleye pollock)
Lineage: Eukaryota; Metazoa; Chordata; Actinopteri; Gadiformes; Gadidae
Product: ubl carboxyl-terminal hydrolase 18-like
Exons: 10
Coding region: 216-1748 (510 amino acids)
Biological process (GO): protein deubiquitination
Cellular component (GO): cytosol; nucleus
Molecular function (GO): cysteine-type deubiquitinase activity; cysteine-type endopeptidase activity
Source: RefSeq, a predicted model, not a curated record